Molecule: messenger RNA, 1214 nt
Organism: Spinacia oleracea (spinach)
Lineage: Eukaryota; Viridiplantae; Streptophyta; Magnoliopsida; Caryophyllales; Amaranthaceae
Product: protein disulfide-isomerase SCO2
Exons: 3
Coding region: 241-828 (195 amino acids)
Source: RefSeq, a predicted model, not a curated record
CCAACCACCACGUUGGCUCGUUCUUUCACCUCUUAUCUCUCCGACUCUCAUUAGUCCAGCCAAACAAACCUCUCAACCUCCAGCUUCAAUGGCGACAAAACAACAAUUCCAAACCCAGAAUCCCCAAUUACUUCAACUCUAAUUCACUAUUUCCAAUCAAAACUCUCAACAAAUCACAAGAGUCACGCAAUACAAUCUUAAUCUUAAUCUUAAUCUUAAUCCGUUAUAUAUAUAUAAAACAUGUUUUCGGCAAAUUUAAGCACAUCUUCUUCCUUAAUCACACCCUCAACUUCAACUUCAAAACCCCACUUCCUCUCUCCUCGGUUUAUUCCCACCAUCUCAAUACAAUCCCGUGCACCCGAUUUCCCGGCAGCUUCCUCCUCUUCAUCAUCUUCUUCUUCUAAUUGGUUUCAAAUCCCCGACAUUUCUAGACCUCGAGGGAACGACGCCGUUUCAGGGAGUAGCAGCAGCAGCAGUAAUAACGACGAGCCAAUGUUGAAUGGAAAAAUAGAGAAGAAAUGGUCGAGGAAUAGAGAGAGUUAUUUAUUUGACGAUUCUGACCCUCUUCCUCUUCCUAUGACCUAUCCCAAUACUGCCCCUACGUCUCUUGAAGAAAUCGAUCGUCGUCUUCGUUGCGAUCCUCUAACUGAGGAUUGUAAGGUGCCUGUUUUUGAGUGGACGGGGAAGUGUCGGAGUUGCCAAGGAUCAGGGUAUGUCAACUACUACAACAAAAGAGGGAAGACUACUUGCAAAUGCAUACCAUGUAUGGGAAUUGGAUAUGUUCAGAAGAUAUCGGCCAGAAGGGAGUUUGAAUCGAUGGAGGAUUAAGUAAUAGAAACCCACCUUGAUCUCAUUAGCGACUUGUUAGUUCUUCUUGCUUCAAUGUGUAACUCUGUACAUUAAAGAAUAUUCUGAUGAGAAAUGUUCCUAUAACCAUAUUAAUAUCAAAUUUAUAGGGGAAAAAAAGAAGAGAAUUUAUAAAUUUUGUUACGGCAGCAUCAGAGCUUCUUAAUCUGGAACUUUUUGUUCCAUAUUUUGUACAUAAUCUUUAAAUUGUAGGGUUGUUUAUGCCAAGGUUGAAGCCUAGAAAGGGUCGAUGCAACCUGGGAAGAAACACAUUAACGUCCUCAUGCUACUUAUGCUGAUAGGAUUAUGUACUCUUCAUUAGUAUACUUUGUUGCCAUUCCUGUCAAUUAUUUCCUUGUUAGCAAACA